Messenger RNA from Gastrolobium bilobum, 605 nucleotides. Its product is annotated as auxin-responsive protein SAUR72-like. NCBI's taxonomy places the organism in Eukaryota, Viridiplantae, Streptophyta, Magnoliopsida, Fabales, Fabaceae. The coding region runs from base 60 to 605 and encodes 181 amino acids. The transcript has a single exon. Gene Ontology annotation, biological process: response to auxin. The record is from RefSeq and is a predicted model, not a curated record.
UCUCUUGCAUGUGUUGUACAAUAAUCUAUAUACUAUAGUUAAGUAGCAAAUAAAUUAAAAUGGAAGGCAUGAUAUCGAUGAAGGGAAAAGGGAAAAAGAAAGGUCUAUUGAGCAAAACAUGGGAGCGAUGUAAGUCCGUAGGAAGAGGACGCAAGGGUUCAUCCUCAUCCAAGGCGGCUAUUGCUUCCCUUUCUCUGACAACAACAACAACAAGGAGCAAAUCGUGGCCAAGCCAUGAUCAGGAGGAAGAAGAAAAGCGAGGAAAGAAAGGGAGAGGGAGAAGUGUGGCCCCACAAGGUUGCUUCUCGGUGUAUGUUGGGCCACAAAUGCAAAGGUUCGUGAUCAAAACUGAAUACGCAAACCACCCUUUGUUCAAGAUGUUGCUGGAAGAAGCAGAGUCAGAAUAUGGUUAUAGCAGCCAAGGCCCUUUGGCACUUCCUUGCAACGUUGAUCUAUUUUACAAGGUGUUGAUGGAAAUGGAUGAUGAAGCCACUGCUACUACUACUACUCAACAAACUCAUCGAGGCUGUGCUAAUUUUGGGAAGCGUUCUCGUUCUUAUCAUCUUCUUAGCCCUUCGCGGAUGCUUGCCAUCAACCCCUUCUGA